AUGCCCGAGCGCCCGUUCUACCAGUUGGACCUGGCCUCCCUGUCUGGGCUCUUUACCUACGGCCUGCUGUUGAGUCUCCUGCUGCCGGUCUUUGUCAAUAACAUUGUCCACGACAAGCAGGAGCGCCUGCUGUCGCUCAUGCGCAUGAGUGGUCUGCGCAUGCGCGUGUACUGGAUUGUCAACUACCUGUUCAACUAUUCGCUCUACUGCCUUGUGCUGCUGAUUACGGUGCUGGUGUCGGUGUCGUUCGGCAUGAAGAUGUUUACCGAGACCAGUCCGGUCGUCUACCUGACGAUCUACCUCCUCUGGGGCCAUGCGCUGGUCUGCUUGUCCUUCCUCUUCUCCACGCUGCUGACCAAUUCCAAGACCGCCACGAUGAUCGGCUAUCUGAUUGUGAUUAUUGGUGUCAGCUCGUCCAACCUCCUGAACUUGACUGUCUUCCUCGAGACCAGCCCGCCUUUCCUCUACUUCCUGUACCCGCCCUUUGCUUUCUACCGGUCGGUGUACCUCAUGGGCCUGGCGUGUAUUGAGCUCCGGUGCAUGCCGACCAGCACCUUGACCGAGUUCAAUGAAAUUUGGCAGAUCAUCAUCUGCCUGACCCUGCAAUGCUUUGUCAUGUUCGGCCUGACGGUGUAUCUGGACCGCGUCUUGCCCGAUCAGCAUGGCACCCGCCGCGAUCAUCCGCUUUUCAUUGUCGACACCCUCCUGCGGCCGUUCGGCCUCGGGCCCUACUUCUCGACUGAGGAGCCAGGUGCCCCCACCAAGAGCUCCACUCUGGGAGCCGAUGCCAGUGUCAACUCCUCGGCCGAGGCGCUCCUUGGCGGGCAGGCGGACGAGGACAAUGAUGAGGAGGCCUUCGGCGGCGAGGAUGCCCCUCUUCUGGCUGGGCAGCCCGGCGCCUCGCGGCAGUCAGCCAGUCUCUUUGGCAUCAGCCUGCCUGGAGGGGGCGCCGGGGCCGCCGGGCGGCCGCUGACCCCGCGUGAGCUGCGCAUUCUCGCCGAGGCGUCAGCCAGCCGUCCCUUCGAGGAUCCGGACUGCCGGGCCGAGCGUGCCACCGCUCUGGCGGCUGCCGGGUCCCCAGCUGGCCCGGGCGAGUUCCCGAUCCUGCUGGCCGGCGUGGGGAAGACCUACUACCCGACCCCGGGCCUGUCGAUGGCUGGCCUGCGGGAGUGCUUCGGUCUGGCCACGUCGGGCGAUGUGCCAGCCGCCGCCGGGCCGAAGGUCGCCGUGGCUGAUCUCUUCCUGGCCGUGCCAAAUGGCCAGUGCUUCGGCCUGCUUGGUCCCAAUGGCGCGGGCAAGACAUCGCUCAUCAGCGUGCUUACCGGCCUGGCUCCUGCCUCGCAGGGGGCCGGGCACUGCUUUGUCGCCGGGUUCCCGCUCACAUCGAUCGACGCCGUGCAGCGUCACAUCGGUGUGUGCCCGCAGUUUGACAUCUACUAUCCGGAUUUGACGGUGGAGGACCAUUUGCUGUUCUUCGCCCGGCUCAAGUGCUCGGCUUCCGACAUCUCCACCGUCAUGACCAUGCAGGCCACACAGCAGAGCUCGCCCUUCCAUGCCUUGGCCGUCAGCGCGGCCCAAUCGGUGGAGCUAUAUCCGGAGCACUAUGGCAAGCGGGCGUCCGAGUUGUCUGGCGGCAUGCGCCGGCGACUGUCCCUGGCGAUCGCCCUGCUCGGAGACCCGCGCGUGGUCAUUCUCGACGAGCCGACCGGCGGCCUGGACCCCUCGACCCGGCGCGAAGUCUGGAAGACCAUUCGCCAUAUCUCACGCAACCGUGUCAUCCUUCUAACCACGCAUUCCAUGGAGGAGGCCGAGGCCCUGUGUGGCCGGGUGGGUGUCCUGUCCCAUGGCAGCCUUCGCGCGAUCGGCACGCCGGUGCACCUGAAGCGCCGCUACGCCAGCUCCUAUGCGCUGACCCUCUCGCUGGUGGGCGCUGUCGACUUGGCCCGCAAGAGCCGGUCCAACAUGGACCUGGACAGUGAGGUGUCCCCGAUGGCGGUUCUUUCCGAUGAGGAGAUCCGCGAGCGUGUGCUCCUUUGGGUGGCCGGCAAUUUCCCGACGGCGGUCCCCCUGCCGGAGGAGUCCCUCAACCGGACACUCUGUUUUGAGGUUCGGGCCUGCCUGCCAGCCCCCGAGCCGGAGGGGGACGCCUCCGCGAAUGGCCCGCCGGCUGCCUCGCCGACCACCGGUCCUGAUGGGGAAUUCGUCCUGAGCAAGGCCUUCCAUUUGUUGACGCAAUUGUCCUCCCUCGGGCCCGGUGGGGUGUCUGGCGACUCCCCGCGCGACACGGCCCUGGCUUCGGUCAUGGGUCUGGUGCAGGACUGGAACCUCUCGCCGGCCUCACUGGAGGAGGUGUUCAUGCGUAUCGUCCGCCAGGAAGGCCACUUCCGGGCAUAG
Messenger RNA from Fonticula alba, 2394 nucleotides. RefSeq lists its product as hypothetical. The coding region runs from base 1 to 2394 and encodes 797 amino acids. Lineage: Eukaryota; Rotosphaerida; Fonticulaceae. Gene Ontology annotation, cellular component: membrane; intracellular membrane-bounded organelle. Gene Ontology annotation, biological process: transmembrane transport; sorocarp morphogenesis; lipid transport. The record is from RefSeq and is a predicted model, not a curated record. The transcript has 8 exons. Gene Ontology annotation, molecular function: lipid carrier activity; ABC-type transporter activity; ATP binding.